GCCAAGGCCUUAGGCGAAUCGCUCCAGAAGGCGGGAGAUGUCGGAGCGGCGGCCAAGUACCUGGACAUGGCAAAGCAUCUGGAAGCGGCAGCGAAGCCCGUGGUUGUCUCGGACCACACGAGGAUGCAGCAGGCCCACUCCAUGGUGCGCAAGCUGGAGAAGCAGAUGGAGCAGCAGCUGGGCCGAGUCACGCGUCUUCGGGAACAACUCGUCGAAGCGGAAGCUUCGCUACGUUCGCUUCGGGAUCAUCUCGACCAGGCGGACUUGGACUACAAGGAGACGCUGGCGGCCCUGCAAGGGCCCCCUCAGCCUGCUGAGGGGCGGACUCAUUCUAUUUCUUUCAAGCUCGAAGGUCUGGUGGCAGGCGAUGUGGAUUUCGCCAAGCUCAUCGACUGCAGCCACAUGCUGGAGGAUCUCACGACGGACAACGACGUGGACGCGGCUGACAUCGAGCAGUUCCAGAAACGGAAGGAGGACCUUUCCUCUGGGGUCACCAAGUUGGCCAGGGACCUCUUCGCCCAGGUUCUCCUGGCGAUGCUGCUGCCGCGGCUGGAGCUGGAGCAGGGGCGCCUUCUGAAGGUGCCAAGGUCGCUGCGUCAGCUGCGGGGACGGCUGAGGCUGUCCAGGCCUCGGCUGCACCGCAAGAGGACAUUCGAGCCAAG
Prorocentrum cordatum is the source of this 662-nucleotide messenger RNA. Lineage: Eukaryota; Dinophyceae; Prorocentrales; Prorocentraceae. The record is from the annotation of a GenBank genome assembly.